UGCUGUGACCUGAGGGUGAGCAGCGAGCGGGCUAGGACUUUCUGUUCUGCAAGGAUCCCAGUUGAGGGCCCAAGGUUAGUGAGGUCGGUGAUAGCAAGAGGUACUUGGGAAUGUAGCUGGGCAAAGGCCGGUGCCCAUAUCUCAAAGAGAUCAGAAAAUCCGUCCGCUCCUCGCUUCCAUGCCCUUCCCCAAAAGCGCCCUUCAUCCACGUAAAGAGAACGGACCACUUUCCGCUCUCUGCAAUGCUCUCACUAAACUGGGGCUGGGCGGGGAGGGGAGAAGGAGAGCAUCAGGGAAGGUUCCGAUCCGGGGUCCUCGGACAACCAGGGGCUCGGCGGCCAUCUAGUAAGUGACGGCGGGACAACGCGGGACAUCCGCGUCUGCACGUUUCUUUCCACGUGCCCAAGGCAGCGGGGGCUAAAGGGAUGCGGAGGAGGGAGAAAGAGACCCUGCCUUAGGCCUGACGGGGACAGCGGGCUGCAGCGAGCACCUAGGUCGGAGGGACCUGCCGGGCUCGCGGCAGAGACCUAGUCGGGGAACUCGGAACCGCACCGCACCCGCGGCGGCAGAGCUCCGCCUCGCGUUUUCUGCGGCGGUGGCUGCCGCUCGAGACUUUACAGCCCUCGCGAGAUUUUCCGAGAUCCCGCCGCAGCGCCGGCUUACGCGGUUGCUAAGGCAACCGGGCGGCGCCAGCGCGAGCGGGAAGGAGGUGCCCGUCGAAUUUUUACGUGCUAGCCUGCGAGACUUGAGGAGACUUCAGGCGUGGUCAUUCCUGAGCCCCACAGACCACGGCCUCUGCUCCAGUCGGUACUCCUGCCCCAGGGGGGCCAUGGGCCGGAUCUCGGGGCUCGUGCCCUCUCGCUUCCUGACGCUCCUGGCGCAUCUGGUGGUCGUCAUCACCUUGUUCUGGUCGCGGGACAGCAACAUCCAAGCCUGCCUGCCUCUCACGUUCACCCCCGAGGAGUACGAGAAGCAGGACAUUCAGCUCGUGGCAGCGCUGUCCGUCACUCUGGGCCUCUUUGCAGUGGAGCUGGCCGGUUUCUUCUCAGGGGUUUCCAUGUUCAACAGCACCCAGAGCCUCAUCUCCAUUGGGGCUCAUUGUAGUGCAUCUGUGGCCCUGUCCUUUUUCAUAUUCGAGCGUUGGGAGUGUACCACGUACUGGUACAUUUUCAUCUUCUGCAGUGCCCUCCCAGCUGUCACUGAAAUGGCAUUGUUCAUCAGCGUCUUUGGACUGAAAAAGAAACCUUUCUGAUACCUUCGUGACGGGAACAUAGGGAUGACGGUUCGAGGAACACGGGACCACUCACCAUUCCUGGACCGAGGAAGGCAGCCUUCGGCCCUCAAAUUGCAUUUGAUGGAGGAUGUCAGUGUUAGGGUAAUUAUCACUCGAGUCUGGGAUUAUCAGCGUUUUCUUUAGUGCUUGUAAUAAAAUAUAUCUUAGAGUAAGAUCAAGACUUACGACAAUUCUAGGGGAGAAUUGGGGUGGCCAAACUGCUAGAGAAACGGAAGGCUGUUUUCCAGCCUUGCAGACUGUAAGAUAAUACGUGUCGCUUUUAUUUUGGUUAUUACGGUAGACGUCGGACGGAAGGGGGCCGGUGGGCGGAGACAUGUAAAUAAAGUCCCCGCGAUUUUGGGGCCAAGCUCGUGAGUGGAGCAUUCUGGGAGGAAUUAGGUUGUCUCUUUUUGGCAGUCAGAUCGGGAAAGAAAUAUUGUUUAAUUCUGCAAAUAAACGAGCAACGGUAACGGAAGACCCUGAAUAACAUCGGGUUGCUCGGGCUAGCCCGUUAACUACUCACCCUAGCUGCAAGCGGGACCUUUUUCCCUGAGUAAGGAACGCACGUGUGUUUCCGUUUAUCGUCAGGUAGGAUAAUCCUUACCUGUUCCUCCUUCGGGAGGGCAGAUCGGAACAUGAUGAUUGGAGAUCGCAUGACUCGUGAUUAACGUCUCUGCGUAAUCAGGACUUGCAACACCCUGAUUGCUCCUAUCUGAUUCUGCCUGACGAUCCUCACCUUUGUUUUUAUGGGAAGCGAUAGAUUUUUGUUCUUUGGGUGUGAAAUGGUUAGUCACCCGGGUUGUGCUGCUGGGAAGGGACGGUGACUGCUUGGAAUCUUCCUGACAGGAGCUCGUAUUUUGGGGAUUCGCAUUCUGCUGCUAUGGGUUGCCGGUUUUCCGGAAACUUCCAUCAUCAGAUGACUGGUCUUGGCGUGUUUCUGAACGACUAGGAGCCGAUUAGUGUUCCACGAGGUUAGGUAAUUGUUACAAGGGAAGAACUGGUUGGUUUCCAGAUUUCCGUGAAGUCGCUGUUAAUAUUUUAUCAAACUUGGUGUCGCCAGUGGUUUAUUGUGAGACCGUCUAUCCCACCGAGGCCAAAAGGGCCACCUGGGCGUAGCUUCCGCUGUUCCUCAGUGGUCUGAUGAGUACCCCCCCCACCUCUGCCUGCCAGCACAUGGCAAGAACACGUCCAAAAGGAGAUUAUUUGAACACGCUAUUAGGCAUUGGACAAACACUGCCAGAGUCCGAGGUGCCACCUUGUUUCAGAUCAAGGGUCGUAUUUCCUAGGGAAGGUUCAGUGUCUGUUGGGAAGGUCCUCUGUGCAUUUUUUCAGUCCCAAAUGGGGGAGCCCUGGCCAUUCGAAAUAAGCAGAAGGCAUCCAAGGAGAUGCUUUCUGGUGAGGCCCCUCAGGUGAUGCCCCCACCCCCCACCCCCCUUUCCCUUCUGGAGGAUCGUCCCUUCUGGCAGCCCUUCGUCCCGAGCACUCCUUCAAUAAAUACUUCUUGAGCAUUUCCUAUAUGCAAAGCUCUGUAGGGAGUACUGACUGAGGGAAGAGUGUGAAUAUGGUCCGUGCUCAGCCUCACGAUGGAGCCAUCGUGGCGCAUGGAGACCGACCAGAAACAAGUUCCCCCUCCUCGCAGAGUACUUGCAGAGCAAAUUGUGGUAAGAGCCGCAAAGGAGAAUUACAGAGGCUACGGAGCAGGGGUUCAUUUGCCCAAGGUGGCGGGAGUAUUGCUCCUAUAGGAGCAGUUGGAGUUGAGGUCCUGGAGUGUGGCUGGCGAAAGUCACAUCCCACUGCGGUCUGUGUGCUUCACCGAUUUGUGAAAGCCGACCUUUUGUGUUUCAGAAACAUUGUGGGCGAGUUGUGAGACAGCUCCUAUCAGAAAUGAUACAAACAGUUAAAUUGUAUUUAAAAACAGAGGUCAUAAAUACUCAAAACUC
Messenger RNA from Leopardus geoffroyi (Geoffroy's cat), 3213 nucleotides. It is a transcript of the gene TMEM107, whose product is annotated as transmembrane protein 107. Gene Ontology annotation, cellular component: MKS complex. Lineage: Eukaryota; Metazoa; Chordata; Mammalia; Carnivora; Felidae. Bases 830 to 1252 code for a protein of 140 amino acids. Gene Ontology annotation, biological process: protein localization to ciliary transition zone; non-motile cilium assembly. The transcript is spliced from 5 exons. The record is from RefSeq and is a predicted model, not a curated record.